Messenger RNA from Aspergillus aculeatinus CBS 121060, 1724 nucleotides. Its product is annotated as retrograde cargo receptor ERV46. The record is from RefSeq and is a predicted model, not a curated record. NCBI's taxonomy places the organism in Eukaryota, Fungi, Ascomycota, Eurotiomycetes, Eurotiales, Aspergillaceae. Gene Ontology annotation, biological process: retrograde vesicle-mediated transport, Golgi to endoplasmic reticulum; endoplasmic reticulum to Golgi vesicle-mediated transport. Gene Ontology annotation, cellular component: COPII-coated ER to Golgi transport vesicle; Golgi membrane; endoplasmic reticulum. The coding region runs from base 227 to 1543 and encodes 438 amino acids. The transcript has 4 exons.
UUCCAUUGAAGUCGCACGCCAGUCGUCACUCCCAGGAGAGGAUUUGCUUUGUGCUGGAAACUUACUGUCCUACCACCUCACUCACUCAUUCACUCAUUAUUUACCAGGCGCCGCCCCUGCCUUGAUCGCGGGCACUAAAUAGCUGAUCUCCGGUCCAUAGCGAAGACCGCGUACCCUUCCACAUACACGACGACCCUCUUCGCAUGGUCGUCAAUCUGUUAGAGAGAUGCCGGCCAAAUCACGAUUUACAAGGUUAGAUGCGUUCGCCAAAACGGUCGAAGAUGCGCGCGUUCGAACCACGUCUGGGGGAGUUAUCACCAUAGCAUCGUUGCUGGUUAUAUUCUGGCUUGUAUGGGGAGAAUGGGUGGACUACAGGCGCGUAGUGGUUCUGCCCGAGUUGGUGGUCGAUAAGUCAAGAGGCGAGAAGAUGGAGAUUCAUCUGAACAUGACCUUCCCCCGACUCCCUUGCGAGAUGUUGACCCUCGACGUUAUGGAUGUGUCAGGCGAGCAACAGACGGGCGUGGCUCAUGGUAUCAACAAGGUGCGCUUGACUUCGGAGGCUGAAGGAGGUCGCGUGAUUGAUGUGAAAGCUCUGGAGCUUCAUUCUUCGACAGAGACCGCGAAGCACCUGGACCCUGAUUACUGCGGCGAAUGUGGUGGCGCACCCGCACCUGCCGGUGCCAUCAAGGCUGGCUGCUGCAACACCUGCGAAGAGGUCCGUGAAGCUUAUGCCCAAAAGCAAUGGGCCUUCGGCAAGGGAGAGAACAUUGAACAGUGUGAUCUUGAGGGGUAUGCGGAGCGCAUCGAUGCGCAGCGCCGGGAAGGCUGCCGCCUCGAGGGUGUCCUCCGCGUCAACAAGGUGAUCGGCAACUUCCACAUCGCGCCCGGGCGCAGUUUCACCAGUGGCAAUCUCCAUGUGCACGAUCUCGCCACGUUCUUCGAGCCCAACCUGGCCGAGAACGAGAAACACACCAUGACCCACGAGAUUCACCAGCUUCGAUUCGGACCUCAGCUGCCUGACGAGCUGUCCGAUCGCUGGCAGUGGACCGACCACCACCACACCAACCCCCUGGACAACACAAAACAGGAGACUAGCGAACCUGGCUACAACUUCAUGUACUUUGUCAAGGUGGUCUCGACUUCGUACCUCCCCUUGGGCUGGGAUCCGCUAUUCUCGUCCUCCAUCCACAGCGCCUAUGACAAGGCCCCUCUCGGAGCUCAUGGAAUUGCCUACGGAGCCGAGGGAAGCAUCGAGACCCACCAGUACUCGGUGACCUCCCACAAGCGAUCCCUGCGGGGCGGCGACGCCUCCGACGAAGGCCACAAGGAGCGACUCCAUGCCGCCAACGGUAUCCCCGGCGUCUUCUUCAACUAUGACAUCUCGCCGAUGAAGGUCAUCAACCGCGAAGCUCGCCCUAAGACCUUCACCGGAUUCUUGACUGGAGUCUGCGCGAUCGUCGGUGGUACUCUGACUGUGGCCGCUGCCAUUGAUCGUGGGCUGUAUGAGGGCGUCAACAAGAUGAAGAAGCUUCAUUCGCAUUGAGGUUGUGCUCUGCUGCUAUAUUCAGCAGACUACGGGAGACAUACACAAUAAAAGAAUAGAAAAAGAACAAAAAGAUAAGAGAAGUACUCGAAAAAUCAAGGGGAAACAGACAGCUGCGCAGGAGCAUCAGCAAGGCAGGGCACUCAGGCAGUCCAGGCGUUUUAGGUCCAUACACCAUGGU